AUGAAGAUCUUGUGGCUAUGGUUGGUUGUCGGCGGCAUCGCUCGUGGAUAUGGAGCAAGGAAUCGUCCAUUAAUCUUGGUUCCUGGACUUACAGGCAGCGCGCUGGAAGUGAAGGAGCGUGAUUCACCAAUGCCUCACUUCUGGUGCAAGCGCACAUCCAAUGAAUGGAUGCAAAUAUGGGUCAGCGCUGUACAAGCCUUGCCAUGGGAGAUCGAUUGCUUGAUGGCACGCAUGACUUUGACGUAUGAUGCCGCCACAGAUGUCUAUUCGAAUUUGGCCGGCGUUGAAUUGCGAGCGCUUGGUUGGGGCAACGGCACGGCAAACGGCAAAAGCCACAAGGACAUUUUGUACAACUACCAGUUCGACACGAUGCUGCACCACUUGCAGCAACAACUUGGGUACGAAUUGGGGACCGACGUGUUCAUUGCUCCAUAUGACUGGCGCCUGGCGGGUGAUGCUCAUUCCAAACCUGCGAACGGGGUUGGCGGAUACUACCAGCAGCUGCAGGGUCUUAUUGAAAAGACAGUUCAGGCUGGUGGGUUGUUGUUUGUCGUGACGUGUUUGAGUUGA
This is a messenger RNA of Symbiodinium necroappetens, 570 nucleotides long. NCBI's taxonomy places the organism in Eukaryota, Dinophyceae, Suessiales, Symbiodiniaceae. The record is from the annotation of a GenBank genome assembly.